UUCAUUUAAUUAAUAAUUAUGCUAUGUAAUAUAAUUGCGAUGGCAAUUAAAGUUGAUGAAGAGAUUUCUAAUUUAAUUUAACAUAAAAUGCGUAAUCUCAAGCUGCGAUAUUGCAAGGAGUUGGCUACAGAGGUGACGCAAGCUAAGCAACUCCUUCUGCAGCCAGAAAAUAGUCGCGAUGGCGCCGAAAUCACUUACCUAGUCACCGACUGUCGGAUUUACUUAUGGAACGAUGCCGAAAUAGCGCCGAAAGUAAUUGCCGAGUUACCCGACAUUGUGAGCGCGGAAUAUUUGCAGCUGGACAACAGCAUUUGUGUAGCCACCGGAGCGGGCGAAGUGAUGCUCAUAAAUACCGAUAAUUAUGCCGCAGUCGAGGGAACCUUUUGUGAUGUGGGAAUUGAGAGCAUGGCUUGGUCUCCCAAUCAGGAGGUUGUGGCCUUUAUAACCAAAACAUAUAAAGUUGUGGUGAUGACCUGCACUUAUGAAGUAAUAGGCGAAGAGCCGCUGGAAGCGGAACUGACAAGUGAUCAGCAAUUUGUUAAUGUUGGCUGGGGAAAGAAAGAAACGCAGUUUCACGGGAAAGCGGGCAAAGAAGCUGCAAAGCAACCACAUGAUUUCCAAGCGCCCCAAAAUAUGGAGGAGUUGCCGCAGGAUGUGCAUAUAUCGUGGCGCGGCGAUGGCGCCUUUUUUACAGUGUCCUUCGUGUCAGCCAGUCAAGGUCGUACAUUUAAGGUCUACGAUUGCGAAGGAAAGCUGCAGCACUCGGCCGAAAAGUGCAAUGCGCUUCAGCCAGUAAUUGCCUGGAGGCCUGUCGGCAAUUGGAUUGCGCUGCCUCAGCUCUUUCCCAACAAGUCCACGGUGGCGCUAUUUGAGAAGAAUGGUCUGCGGCAUCGCGAUUUCACGCUCCCCUUUGAUCUGCAGCAGGAACCAAUUCAGCAGAUGCGGUGGAGUGCUGACUCUGACAUUUUGGCUCUGCAAACUAAAACACCGGAGGCCCAACGCAUAUAUCUCUAUACAAUAGGCAACUAUCAUUGGUAUUUGAAACAGGUGUUGACAUAUGAGCCCGACGACCCACUUGUUCUGCUGCAGUGGGACACACGUCUAGGCGCAGAGCACACUCUACACGUGAUAUUGGCCAGUGGAAAGCAGCUCAUCCAUCGUUGGCAAUUUGCUGUCGAUCGUUACGAGCGCAGUGGAGUUGUAGGCGUCAUAGACGGCAAGAAACUACUGUUAACAGACUUCGCAAAGGCCGUGGUGCCGCCGCCUAUGUGCCAGCGUGCUUUGGAGUUGGACAACUACAUAAAUGCCUUUACUUGGUAUGAGGCCAGUCUUUGUGUGUACACUUGCGAUCGCCAGCUUCACUUGUUCUACGAGCCCAUGCAGGGCCUGAAUAGGGAGCCCUUGCCUGUGCUACUCACACCUGAUCCGGAACUGUCGCAAAUCCAGUUGUCCAACUUAACAUAUUUCAAUUGUGACUAUCUACUGGCCACUCACAGUGUAGGCAACAGUACGCGAUUGCUGCUGCUCAACAAAGAAGCCGACCCCGAAGAGGAUGACGAAAAUCCAGCCUGUUAUAAAGUUCAGAGUUCGCUGCGCAUUAGUGGCACAGUCAACGCUCUAACAGUAGGCGCCAAUGCUAUGGAUGAAUUUUUUGUGCAGACGUACAACAAUGCCCACACCUAUCAGGUAUCCUUAAAACCAGAUAAUACUUUAAAAGUGGAGCGCAGUUAUGUGCAGUUAUCGCAGCCAGCAGAUCAAAUCGAAUGGUACACACUGACUAGUGAUUCAACAGGUGGACUCAUCACACUGCGUUCGCAGCAAUCGCUGCAUAUAGAUGGCCAACGCAUCAACGAGGAUGUUACCUCCUUUUGUCUGGCUGGCAAUUACUUGGCCUACACACAGCUCAAUUCACUGCACUUUGUGCGCCUCCGCGACAAGCGACAUGUAUCCUCGCGGAAUAUUGAGCGAGGUGCCAAACUGGUCACUACGGUAGCCAAUGAGGCGCGAGUGGUGCUUCAGCUCCCACGUGGCAAUCUGGAAGCCAUUUGUCCUCGUGUUCUUACCUUAGAACUAGUUGGCGCCCUUUUACAACAGAAAAAAUACCAGGCAGCAAUGGAAAUGUUGCGAAAGCAGCGCAUUAAUCUCAAUAUUAUAUGCGAUCACAAUGUUGAGCAGUUUGUGGCUUCUGUGGACAUCUUUCUGCGCGAGAUUAAGCAGACCCAGUGGCUAUGUCUGUUCUUGAGUGAGCUGCAGAACGAGGACUUUUCCAAGGGAAUGUAUGCCAGCAAUUAUGAAGCUGAAAAACAGAAAUAUCCAGCCAACUACAGCGUAGAGCGUAAGGUGGAAUUUAUAUGUCAGCUACUUUGUGAGCGCAUGGAGCUCGCUACACAACCGGAACAAGAGGCGCACUUCCGACUGCCGAUCAUCACGGCUUAUGUGAAGUUGGGCCAGCUGGAGCGGGCCCUGAUGCUUAUUUGGCGGAAAAGGCAACAGGAGGCGGGUGAUGAAAAUAUAAACGAUGCAGCGGCUGAAGAGCUACUUAAGUAUCUGCUUUAUCUGGUGGAUGUGAACGACCUUUACAAUGUGGCAUUGGGCACCUACGACUUUGGCCUAGUUCUUUUUGUUGCCCAGAAAUCUCAAAAAGAUCCCAAAGAAUUUCUACCCUAUCUCAAUGAGCUGAAGUCUCUGGAAUCGAACUAUCGCAAGUUCAGGAUUGACGAGCAUCUGAAACGUUACAAUAAGGCGUUGACGCACUUGGCUGCCUGUGGCGAAACGCAUUAUGAAGAGUCGCUCCUAUUUAUUAAACGCCAUGCGCUAUAUUCCCAUGCUUUGGAAUGCUAUAAGGAACAGGUUGAGUUCUAUCGACAAAUCUGCGUAGCCUACGCGGACCAUUUGCGUUCCAACGCGCGACUGGAUAAUGCUAGCAUUAUGUAUGAGCGUGGUGGGCAACUAACACAGGCGCUGCUGAGUUCCAAACAUAUUCUCGACUGGCGACGUGUUCUAAUGCUCGCACAGCGCACUGGCGAAGAUAUAAAGAGCGUCGCUUUGUCUUUGGUGCCACUGUUGCAAGAGCAAACCAGGCAUUUGGAAGCCCAUGAACUGCUGAAGUCUUAUAGCGAUGAUUCUGUUGCUCAGCUGGAGGUGCUAUUGAAUGGCCAUCUCUUCCUCCAUGCCAUUUACGAGGCACGCAUGGUGCAGCCAACCAAGCGUAGCAUCGAAUUACUUGAUGAACAUGUCGAACCGGCUUUAAUAAACUAUGCGGAAAAGAUGCAGAGCUCGCUGAUUUUCGAUAAACAGCUCUUUGCGGACUACAAACAACGAUUGCUGGACAUUCGCAAGCGCCAGGCACUGCAUUCGGGCGAUGAAUACCCAGGCGCUCAUAAUGACAUCGAAGAGGUGGAUUUGCUUUCCGAUACAAGCAGCAUGCAUUCCUCACGCUACAGUGGCACCUCGCGCGGCACAGGAAAAACAUUUCGGUCUAGCAAAAAUCGGCGCAAGCACGAACGCAAGCUGCUCAGCCUAAAGCCGGGCAACCCCUUCGAAGACAUCGCGCUCAUCGAUGCGCUGCACAACCACGUUACGAAAAUUUCACAACAGCAACAACAUGUGCGUGACACAUGCAAAGCGAUGCUGGGACUAGACGGCAAACUGGACGCGCUGGCGGCCUCAUUGCAGCGCGAAUAUCAGGCACUGCUAACAACAAUUGAGGAAUCGCUUGACGAGAUUUGGAUGGCCGAGCUGGUGGGCACUGGUAUGCCACAGCACUUAACAGGCCCCAAUGUCGAUUAUAUGGCAUUGCAAAAGGAACAGCGCUAUGCUUUGAUAAAUCCUAUAAAACGUUUUAAGCCUCAGCUGAAUAUCAUCGAUUGGCAGCACGAGAUUCUGCAGUAGUGUGAACGCGGAUCCUAGACUAAGUUAAGUAAGCUGCAAUUUAUUUAUUAAUUAGUAACACGAUUUCAUGCAUCGAUAUGCCUUCUCCUGGAGUUUUCACUUUUUAAAUACACCCGAAGCAUGCAAAUUUAAAUGCGAUUUUUGAAACCCCUUCUACUUCGCUACUUUCACCGGAUGAAUCCAAUUGAAGCCAGCAAUUAAAGUUGCAUCAAUGUAGCUGUGUAUAAAUACAAAAACAAAUAAAUCAAAUUCAAAAUCGUCUA
Molecule: messenger RNA, 4154 nt
Organism: Scaptodrosophila lebanonensis
Lineage: Eukaryota; Metazoa; Arthropoda; Insecta; Diptera; Drosophilidae
Gene: Elp1
Product: putative elongator complex protein 1
Exons: 8
Coding region: 88-3891 (1267 amino acids)
Biological process (GO): tRNA wobble base 5-methoxycarbonylmethyl-2-thiouridinylation
Cellular component (GO): cytosol; elongator holoenzyme complex
Molecular function (GO): tRNA binding
Source: RefSeq, a predicted model, not a curated record